UAUAUAUCGUAAACAAAAAACGAGUUUAUUGGUCUUCAUUUAAGGUUAGGUAUAAAGUUAGCAGUUUGGUUGAAGUUUUAAGAAGAUAUAUUUUAGAAAUAGGCGGGGUUUAUUCAUUUUGUGGUUGUGAUAACUAGUUGACGACCGAAAAUUAGGGGAUAUGACCCGGAAGUGGAAAUGGCGUUUACGUGGGCUAGUCCAAAAACACGCUCGCCAAGCAGUUACGAACAACGCGUUGAGAAGUCAAACCUGUAAUCUCAUACUUUCUCGAGACUAUAUUGUUGUCAUCAUGCCCGUGUGGUGUUCUGUACCAUACUGUGCUAAUUACAAACAAGCGCAAAAAAAAGGAGUAAUCUUUCACAGUUUACCUACCGGAGAUAUACCCCGAUGCCGUAAAUGGCUCGCGGCUAUCAAGAAUAAUAUUUACAAUGUCAACACACCAGUGGCCAAGUAUCAAAACAUCCGCGUAUGUAGUCAACAUUUUCGUCCAGAAGAUUAUUUGAGGGAUUAUCAAUCUGAAUUGAUGGGGAAGCCAAAUCGACGGCAGCUAAAAAGGGACGCGAUACCAUCGGUGUUUUCCUUCACAACAAAACGGAAGACAUCCGAUCAACCAACACCAGCACAGAAGAAAAGAUCUCGAUUAGAGUAUCUGAACAGUAUUGAAGCUCUCAUCACACCAGAGGUGGCUCCAAUAUUGCCUGGAAGGAAGAACAAAGGUGUUCUGACUCGUCCCCGUGUCCAGGAUUCUGGAACCAGCAUUGACAUUACACCUGAGAGUGCAGAUGUGUGUGUGAACAGAGUCUGUCUGCUGCAGCUCUUCCUGCUCUGCGAGAGGUGUGGCUGCGACUGUGAUGCCAGGAUCCAGGAUGAACUGGGUUGCUUCUCUGUCGUUCAGAAAUGCCCGUUCUGCAGUCACCACAGGAAAUGGAUGAGCCAGCCCUCUUUUGCCCAGGAAACCUGUGGAUUGAAGGAAGAGGCGAUUGGAGGGACUUGGUCCCAGCCAUGUGAAGACAGAGACCCAGACCUAGAGAACAUUUGCUUGACUAUGGAAAUCACUGAGGAGUUGUGUGAACAUGAUGCUCGGUCCUCGGACGAGGAGAGUGAGGAGGACGAAAAGCCCAAGAAGCGGAAUAAGCAGGAGAGAUCAGAUGAGACCGAGUGGGAGCCGUCUGACGAGGAAGACAUUGUAAUGGAGUCUGAUUCUUCUGAGGAUUUGGAAACGGCAGGUUCCUCUGGUCUAACAGAAAAGGCUGACGUUGAUAAUUCUCAGAGCGGAAUAGAGAAAGAAGAGAGACUUGUGGAGUGGUGCACUGACUGUGGAGCCGAGCCUGUACUCGCCUGCACCACACAGCGCCAUAAGAAGCUGUACGCCUGUGGUGUGUGUGUGAGUGAGGUCCAACAAGCUGUUGGAUUUGACCGAUUCUACAUGCAGUUCGAGGACCCGGCCAGCUUCAAGGAACAUGUACGACGUGAACACAACACAAAACCUCAUAGGUUGCUCUGUACAGACUGUGGCAUCUUUCCUCACAAGAAGGACCAUUGGUGUGAGCACAAGAUCAAGAAAUUCCGCUGUGUAGACUGUGGUAAGCGCUGUAGAACUGAAACGGGUAUCAAGAUUCACAGGCACCUCCACCACCCUGACCAUGUUUUCCCCUGUAAGUUCUGCCUGCAGCCAUUCAAAACCAGGUCAGACAAACUGACACACGAUGAAAGCCAUCAGGGUGAGAUCUCUCCCUACCAUUGCUCAGAAUGCUCCGGUAAAUUUGAUGACCUAAUGGCAAGGAACAGCCACCUACGAACCCACAGCAACCUGAAUAGAAACAUCUGCCACGCUUGUUACAAAGAAUAUUCUAACAAAAACCAUCUGGAGAGGCACAUGCUUAUUCACACAAGGCAGAAGCCCCACAUGUGCCAGGUCUGCCAACAGUCCUUCAACCAAGCGAGCCACCUUAAGUCCCACAUGCGCCUCCACACAGGGGAGAGGCCCUUCAAGUGCCAACAGUGUGAGAAGUGCUUCAAUCACAAUGUCAGUUUGAAGAACCACAUCCAACGCUAUCAUGGCCCUGAGAAGAGCUGAGGAAGAGGAGAGUUACACAGGCUGAGGGAGAGGAGACUACCGCAGGCUGAGGGAGAGGAGACUACCGCAGGCUGAGGGAGAGGAGAGUUACACAGGCUGAGGGAGAGGAGACUACCACAGGCUGAGGGAGAGGAGACUACCACAGGCUGAGGGAGAGGAGACUACCACAGGCUGAGGGAGAGGAGACUACCACAGGCUGAGGGAGAGGAGACUACCGCAGGCUGAGGGAGAGGAGACUACCGCAGGCUGAGGGAGAGGAGACUACCGCAGGCUGAGGGAGAGGAGACUACCGCAGGCUGAGGGAGAGGAGACUACCGCAGGCUGAGGAAAUUUCUGUUUUUUUCAACCGGAAAUUAAAAUGAGCUAUUUACUACUACUUUAACCAGUACUUUGUUUGUGUUGAUGUUAUAUAACAUGUAUUGAUUACUUUCUACAUAUUUUAAACAUUUGGAAUGCCAGUUGUUUUAAUAGUUGUUGAAAUAUCAUAUUAGAAAAUAGUUAUAUUUAUAUAGAGGAUUUUUGUAUUUGCUGUCAUGAGGAUGAUUUAAAGUUCCAUUUUGAAAUACUGCCUUUAUAGAUUUCCGUGCAACUUUUAAGAUUUGAAGUCGAUGUAAUAUUCAAGCUCAAUAUAAUAUCCAACUAUUUCACUGAUUCAUAGUCCGCUCAGUUCUGUGACAUAAACAGAAUUGUUCAACAGAGUGGAUAACUGUACAAUUCAUUAUGCACGUGCUUCACAUACGAAUGCAGAAAUGUAUUUGUAUUUAUUAUGGAUCCAUUAGUUCCUGCCAAGGCAGCAGCUACUCUUCCUGGGGUUUAUUAAGGAUCCCCAUUAGUUCCUGCCAAGGCAGCAGCUACUCUUCCUGGGGUUUAUUAAGGAUCCCCAUUUAGUUCCUGCCAAGGCAGCAGCUACUCUUCCUGGGGUUUAUUAUGGAUCCCCAUUAGUUCCUGCCAAGGCAGCAGCUACUCUUCCUGGGGUUUAUUAAGGAUCCCCAUUAGUUCCUGCCAAGGCAGCAGCUACUCUUCCUGGGGUUUAUUAUGGAUCCCCAUUAGUUCCUGCCAAGGCAGCAGCUACUCUUCCUGGGGUUUAUUAAGGAUCCCCAUUAGGUCCUGCCAAGGCAGCAGCUACUCUUCCUGGGGUUUAUUAUGGAUCCCCAUUAGUUCCUGCCAAGGCAGCAGCUACUCUUCCUGGGGUUUAUUAUGGAUCCCCAUUAGUUCCUGCCAAGGCAGCAGCUACUCUUCCUGGGGUUUAUUAUGGAUCCCCAUUAGUUCCUGCCAAGGCAGCAGCUACUCUUCCUGGGGUUUAUUAUGGAUCCCCAUUAGUUCCUGCCAAGGCAGCAGCGACUCUUCCUGGGGUUUAUUAAGGAUCCCCAUUAGUUCCUGCCAAGGCAGCAGAUACUCUUCCUGGGGGUUUAUUAUGGAUCCCCAUUAGUUCCUGCCAAGGCAGCAGCGACUCUUCCUGGGGUUUAUUAUGGAUCCCCAUUAGUUCCUGCCAAGGCAGCAGCGACUCUUCCUGGGGUUUAUUAUGGAUCCCCAUUAGUUCCUGCCAAGGCAACAGCUACUCUUCCUGGGGUUUAUUAUGGAUCCCCAUUAGUUCCUGCCAAGGCAGCAGCUACUCUUCCUGGGGUUUAUUAUGGAUCCCCAUUAGUUCCAUGCCAAGGCAGCAGCUACUCUUCCUGGGGUCCAGCAACAUUAAGACAGUUUAUACCAUUUUAAAAACAUUACAAUACGUUCAUAACAGAUUUCCCAACACACUGUGAGCCCUUAGGCCCCUACUCUACCACAUAUCUACAGUACAAAAUCCAUGUGUAAGUGUGUGUGUACAGUGCUUAUAUUAUCGUGUGUGUGUGUAUAGUGCUUAUAUUAUUGUUUGUGUAUGUGUGUGUGUGUGUGUGUGUGUAUGCAUGUGUCUGUACCAAUGUUUGUUGCUUCACAGUCCCUGCUGUUCCAUAAGGUGUUUUUUUUAAUCUAAUUUUACUGCUGGCAUGAGUUACUUGAAGUGAAAUAGAGUUCCAUGUAGUCAUGGCUCUAUGUAGUACUGUGCACCUCUCACAGUCUGUUCUGGACAUGGGGACUAUGAAGAGACCUCUGGUGGCAUGUCUUGUGGCGUAUGCAGUACCAGUAGUUCAAACAGACUGCUCGGUGCAUUCAACAUGUCAAUACCUCUCAUAAAUACAAGUUGUGAUGAAGUCGAUCUCUCCUCCACUUUGAACCAGGAGAGAUUGACAUGCAUAUUAUUAAUAUUAGCUCACGGUGUACAUCCAAGGGUCAGCCGUGCUGUCCUGUUCUGAGCCAAUUGCAAUUUUCCAAAGUCCCUAUUUGUGGCACCUGACCACAUGAUGGAACAGUAGUCCAGGUUUCGACAAAACUAGGGCCUGUAGGACCUGCCUUGCUGAUAGUGCCAUUAAGAAAGUAGAGCAGCGUUACUCCAAGCAGUUUAGUCACCUCAGUACUACACGACUUGCUCAAUUUCCACAUUGUUUAUUAAAAGAUUUAGUUGAGGUUUAGAGUUUAGUGAAUGAUUUGUCCCAAAUACAAUGCUUUUAGUUUUAGAAACAUUUAGGACUAACUUAUUCCUUGCCACCCUCUCUGAAACUAACAGGAACUCUUUGUUAAGUGUUGCAGUCAUUUCAGUUGCUGUCUCUAGAGGGUUGAAACAGCAGGUCUGGGACAAGGUAGCAUGUCCAGUGAACAGGUCAGGGUUCCACAGCCGCAGGCAGAACAGUUGAAACUGGAGCAGCAGCACGACCAGGUGGACUGGGGACAGCAUGGUCCUAGGGCUCAGGUCCUCAGAGAGAGAGAGAGAAAAAAAAGGCGAAUUAAAGCAUACUUAAAAUCACACAGGACACCGGAUAAUACAGGAGAAAUACUCCAGAUAUAACAAACUGACCCUAGCCCCCCCAACACAAACUAUUGCAGCAUAAAUACUGUAAAUAGGUUUGUAGAAUUUUGCUAAUUUAUUAAAAAUAAAAAACAGCAAUACCUUAUUUACAUAAGUAUUCAGACCCUUUGCUAUGAGACACGAAAUUGAGCUCAGGUGCAUCUUGUUUCCAUUGAUCAUCCUUGAGAUAUUUCUACAACUUGAUUGGAGUCCACCUGUGGUAAAUUCAAUUGAUUGGACAUGAUUUGGAAAGGCACACAGUUGUUUAUAUAAGGUCCCACAGUUGACAGAGCAUGUCAGAGCAAAACCCAAGCCAUGAUGUCGAAGGAAUUGUCCAUAGAGCUCAGAAACAAGAUUGUGUCGAGGCACAGAUCUGGAGAAGGCUACCAAAAAAUGUCUGCCACAUUGAAGGUGCCCAAGAACACAGUGGCCUCCAUCAUUCUUAAAUGGAAGAAGUUUGGAACCACCAAGACUCUUCCUAGAGCUGGCUGCCCGGCCAAAAUGUGCAAUCGGGGAGGAGGGCCUUGGUCAGGGAGGUGACCAAGAACCCGAUGGUCACUCUGACAGAGCUCUAGAGUUCCUCUGUGGAGAUGGUUGUCCUUCCGGAAGGUUCUCCCGUCUCUGCAGCACUCCACCAAUCAGGUCUUUAUGGUAGAGUGGCCAGACGGAAGCCACUCCUCACUAAAAGGCACAUGACAAGCCGCUUGGACUUUUCCAAAAGGAACCUGAAGACUCAGACCAUGAGAAACAAGAAUCUCUGGUCUGAUGAAACCAAGACUGAACUCUUUGGCCUGAAUACCAAGCGUCACGUCAGGAGGAAACCUGUCAACAUCCCUACGGUGAAGCAUGAUGGUGGCAGCAUCAUGCUUUGGGGAUGUUUUUCAGUGGCAGGGACUGUAAGACUAGUCAUGAUCGAGGCAAAGAUGAACAUGGCAAAGUACAGAGAGAUCCUUGAUGAAAACCUGUUUGAGAGCGCUCAGGACUUAAGACUGGGGCGAAGGUUCACCUUCCAACAGGACAAUGACUAAUCACACGGCCAAGACGAUGCAGGAGUGGCUUCAGGACAAGUCUCAAUGUUCUUGAGUGGCUCAUCCAGAGCCCGGACUUGAACAUAUCAGGAGAGACAUGAAAAUAGCUGUGCAGCGACACUCCCCAUCCAACCAUACAGAGCUGAGUGGAUCUACAGAAAAGAAUGGGAGAAACUCCCCAAAUAUAGGUGUCCCACGCUUGUAGUGUCAUACCCAAGAAUAAUUGAGGCUGUAAUUGCUGCCAAAGGUACUUCAACAAAGUAUCCCUCUAGGCUGGGUAAAGUCCUAUUUUUCAGGAAGGGAGCAAGUAGUAGAGGUUAAUGGUUACAUGUCUUAGGCAAAACCAAUGAGUUGUGGCGUUCCGCAGGGGAGCGUGCUUGGGCCUCUGCUGUUUUUAUUGUAUAUUAAUGAUGUUGAAGAUGCUUGUUCUUGCUGUCUUUUUCUGUUUUCUUUUCUUUUAUGACUCUACACUUCUGGAGUCUCACAAAAGUAAAACUAUCUUGGAGAGCAUACUGAGCACAGAGCUUACUAACAUUAGCAAAUGGCUUGGAGAUAAUAAGCUAUCUCUGCACUUAGGGAAACAUGAAGCAAUUAUUUUUGGAUCCAGACGUUAUAUUGUGUAGGUUGUCUGAAAUCAGAGUGGAGUUAGGGGGUGAGGUGCUGACUACUAAAACCUCUUAUCUACUUGGGAUGUAUCCUUGAUGGAAUCUUGGGAGGUGUGAGCAUGGCCAAUAAGGUGCUAGGGAAGGUUAAUGCCAGGACUAAGUUUUUGUCUAGAAAGUCCAAGCUGCUUGAUAAGGACUCCAUGAAAGUGCUAGCUACUGCCCUCAUUCAAUGCUAUUUUGACUAUGCUAGUACUUCCUGGUUUGGGGGCUUAUCUAAACGUAUGAAGGGGAAGUUCCAGAUAGCCCAGAAUAAGCUGAUCAGUGUGGUAUUAAAGGUGGGUCCACGUACUCACAUAGGCAGGAGCUGCUUUCAGGAACUAAACUGGCUGCCUGUUGAGGCUAAGCUAGGGUGUCCCAGAUUAGACUAGGUUUGGUUUACAGGAGUAUUUAUGGUCCUGCGCCCAGAUAUCUAAGUGAUUACCUUCCUCAUGUUAGGGAUGCACACAAUCACAGCACCAGAUCGGGUGUUGCUAAUGUGCGCUUAUACAGGUUCAGGAGUAAUGCUGGGAAAGGUACUUUCUUGUAUACUGGAGCCUCAGAAUGGAAUGAGUUGCCUCUGUCUAUAAAAACAACGUCCUCUCUGGGCAGCUUUAAACAUAAAGUAAAAAUAUGUUUGAUGUCCUCUGUGCCCAUAUGAAUGACCCCUAUGAUGUAACUGGAAUGAUGAGAGAGAUGUUCUAUGUUUUUGUUUUAUUAUUUCACUGCCAUUCUGUGUUCCAUCUUGUCCAGCCAUCUUGUCUCAAGAGGACCACAAUGGAAGUAAGUCACAGACUUUAUUGUGUGUUAUCCUCAAUGAUUUUAUUUGUGUGCAUGCAUGUAUGGCUUUUAAGUUUUACGUGUGCUUGUUUUUUUUUAAUGGUCGAAUUAAUAAACUAAACUAAGUAAAGGGUC
Oncorhynchus keta (chum salmon) is the source of this 7539-nucleotide messenger RNA. RefSeq names its product zinc finger protein 572-like. Gene Ontology annotation, molecular function: RNA polymerase II cis-regulatory region sequence-specific DNA binding; DNA-binding transcription factor activity, RNA polymerase II-specific. The record is from RefSeq and is a predicted model, not a curated record. Gene Ontology annotation, biological process: regulation of DNA-templated transcription. The transcript has 6 exons. The coding region runs from base 161 to 2077 and encodes 638 amino acids. Lineage: Eukaryota; Metazoa; Chordata; Actinopteri; Salmoniformes; Salmonidae.